UAGUGACAUCGGUGCAGCUUUAAUCUUCCACCACCACCAUGAGCAGCCCCAACGCAAGCGGCGGCAGCCUUUCGAUAGACGAGGAGGAGACGUUGGAGACACGGAUCCGGAGACUGAUAUCCGAGCACCCACUAAUCAUCUUCAGCCGAUCAUCUUGUUGCAUGUGCCAUGUCAUGAAGAAGCUCCUGGCCACCAUCGGUGUUCACCCUACCGUCAUCGAACUCGAUGACCACGAGUUUACUUCCCUCCCUGUACCCUCUUCUCACGGUGGCCUCUCCUCCCGGAGUCUAUCUCCCGCCGUCUUCAUUGGCGGAACCUUCGUCGGCGGACUCGAAUCCCUCGUCGCUCUCCACCUUGGUGGCCACCUCAUCCCAAAGCUCGUCGAAGUUGGCGUUCUCUGGGUAUGAUACAUAUAUAUAAUCAUAAUAGUAUUAAAAAUAAUAUAAAUCAAUCUGCCAUUUUCUCUGCUUUUUUAUUUUCAGUUGGGGCAGUCCACUUCCAAAAGAGAAGUAAAUUCCUGCUUCUUCCUUCCU
Molecule: messenger RNA, 533 nt
Organism: Hibiscus syriacus
Lineage: Eukaryota; Viridiplantae; Streptophyta; Magnoliopsida; Malvales; Malvaceae
Product: glutaredoxin-C6-like
Exons: 1
Coding region: 39-407 (122 amino acids)
Source: RefSeq, a predicted model, not a curated record